ACUGGUGUGAACAACGGAAGUGAUAUUGGAGAAAAUAGCGUUGAUCAAGGGGAAGCCGUCUCGUCUGGGAGCGUCAAUGCUGUAACAAGUAAACAUCAACAAUUGGAGAUAGAGGCAAUCAAUGAAAUUGAUGUUGAAGAAAUUGUUGGUCAGAACCAAGCAGUCGCGUCUAAAAGUUUUAAUGUUGUAUCAAGUCAGCAUAAGCAACUGGAGAUAGAAGUAGACAGUACUGAUCACAGUACUAUUAUCGAUCCAUCCUUUUCAACGAGGAAAUCUGAUAGUAAAGACGGCUUUCUUGACAAGCAGAAAUCCGUCGCACAGGGUUGAAACAGUGGUUUAGUGGGAUUCAUAAAUGGUGAAGUAAUUCUUUUGCUGUGAGCAUUUAUUUUUUUUUUGCCAAGGUUUUUUUUCUAGAAGCCUUUCACGGUUCACGUGAAAUUCCCAUCAAGGUACACCUUUCCUCAGACAGUCCUUCAAGCCAGCUCAACUAUUUUCAAAGUCGCCUUUUGCUGGACUGGACUGACUAAAAUGGUCGCCAGACAUAAAAUAUUGGUCGUUAGAUUGUAAUAUUUACAUGAAAGGUUUGAAAUAAUCUAGAUGGCUGCCUUUCUUUCGCUAUCAAAUUAUUUGGGGCUGCACGCGACAUCUGAAGACAGGUGUCUUACCUCGACAAACAGAGAGAAAAAGGCGAAUUAUGAAUAAAACAGAGCGUAAAUAUUAUUUCAUGCAAACAUUUGUCUCACUUAACUUCACAAAGGUCAUAGACACGGCUUGGCACAUGCCCGAAUUUGCGACUUUCAGCAUUUUAAUUUGUCAAAAGUUUUUUCUUCUCGCCAUGGCGACCAAUAUAGUCGUACCUUAGAGUGCUGUCAGGGAGUUUGAAGGUGACCUAACAAACAUUAGGCUUCAUAAAAUUGCUCACACACUCAAAUAA
Porites evermanni is the source of this 934-nucleotide messenger RNA. The record is from the annotation of a GenBank genome assembly. Lineage: Eukaryota; Metazoa; Cnidaria; Anthozoa; Scleractinia; Poritidae.